AUGCCGCCCAAGAAGAAGGACGAGCCCGAUGAGGCCGUGGGUGCAGCGCGAUUCGGUCGCGUGCGCAACAACCUCAAGAUGGGCGUCGUCGGCUUACCCAACGUUGGCAAGUCAUCGCUCUUCAACCUGCUGACGGAUCAGUCCAUCGCCGCGGAGAACUUCCCGUUCUGCACCAUCGAACCCAACGAGGCGAGAUGCGCGGUUCCGGAUGAACGCUAUGAUUUCCUGUGCGACAUGUGGAAACCCCCGUCGGAGUACCCGGCCUACCUCCACGUCACCGACAUCGCCGGUCUGGUAAGAGGAGCGGCGGAGGGAGCGGGUCUCGGUAACGCUUUCCUUUCGCACAUCCAGGCUGUCGACGGCAUCUUUCACGUCGUACGCGCGUUCGACUCCGAGGAGGUCAUACACGUUGACGACUCCGUGGAUCCUGUGAGGGACCUGGAGACCAUCCAGGCUGAGCUCUGCGCCAAGGACAUGGAGUACCUCAGGAAAGCCGUCGAACAAGAAAAGUUGGACGUCAAGAAGAACCCGACGAUGAAGCUCAGCGCCCUGUUCGUCUCCACCAUGGACAAGGUGGAGGAGAUGCUGACCGACAAUUUACCCAUCCGCACGGGCGAGUGGACCACUCCGGAGGUUCAGAUGAUCAAGGAGAAGCUGGGUAGGUUGAUAACCACCAAGCCCAUCGUGUACCUCGUCAACCUUUCGAAGAAGGACUUCAUCCGCAAAAAGAACAAGUGGUUGGUGAAGAUCCACACGUGGAUCAAGGAGCACGGCGGCGGGGUCAUGAUUCCCUUCUCCGUGGAGUUCGAACAGGAGCUUUGGGAUAAACGUGAAGACGUUGACGCGACGAAAGCGUUCUUGGAUUCCGUGGAUGGCGCAAAAAGCGCGCUUCCAAAGAUGGUGGUCCAAGGUUACAAAGAGCUCAACUUGAUCUAUUACUUCACUGCCGGGGAGAAAGAGGUCAGGUGCUGGACGCUCUACGAGGGAUCGUUAGCGCCGCAGGCUGCCGGUGUGAUUCACAGCGACUUCGAACGGGGUUUUAUUAAGGCGGAGGUUGUCGCGUUUGACGACUUUAAGGCUCUGGCCAAGGGUAAAGGCAUGGCAGAGGUCAAAGCGGCGGGCAAAUACAGGCAAGAAGGAAAGACGUACGUGGUGAAGGAUGGGGACAUCAUUCACUUCCAGUUCAACGUCACCGCGCAGAAGAAGAAGUGAUGA
This is a messenger RNA of Micromonas commoda, 1215 nucleotides long. RefSeq lists its product with no specific name. The coding region runs from base 1 to 1212 and encodes 403 amino acids. The transcript has a single exon. Gene Ontology annotation, molecular function: ATP binding; GTP binding; ATP hydrolysis activity. The record is from RefSeq and is a predicted model, not a curated record. Gene Ontology annotation, cellular component: cytoplasm. Lineage: Eukaryota; Viridiplantae; Chlorophyta; Mamiellophyceae; Mamiellales; Mamiellaceae.